UUUAACGAACAGUGCAUUUGUUGCGCACACGGACUUUGGCAGCCAUUCAAUGACCCACCAGGCGCUCAUCCCUUCCACCCCUCCCUCUGCCUUUUCCCCUGCUUCCCACUUCCUCCACGCCUCCUCCUCCUCCUCGCCUUCGCUUUCCUCCCACGCCGUCGUCGCCACCGCCGCCGCCGCCAUGUCGUCGUUCGCGCACCACCACCAUGGCUCGCUGGUGGAGAAGGACGGGAGGAUGUCCGCGCUGAGGAGUAGCCUUAGGCCGUACGAGGCGGCCGAGGAGAUGGCCGCGGCGGCGGCCGCCGGCGGGCCGGCGGCGGCGUGGGGGGCGGUGGAGAGGGGGGCAGGGAUGAUGGGGGACGGGUUCUCGGUGGAGGACUUGCUGGACCUUGAGGAGCUCUGUGAGGUGGACAGGGACGGCGGCGAGCAAGGCGAGGCGGCGGCGGCGGCGGCGGCCGCCGUGGAGAAGGAGAGGUCUAGUGACUCCCAUGGCUCAUCGGUGGUGUCGUAUGAGCCCAUGCCGCUGCUGCCGCCGGUGAUGGACCUGCCGGCGCAUGACGUGGAGGAGCUUGAGUGGGUGUCCCGUAUCAUGGACGACUCGCUCGCCGAGCUCCCGCUGCCGCAGCUCCCCGCGGCGGCGGCGGCGUUGGCGGCGUGCGGCAAGCCGCAGCACCGGCGGCCGCACGAAGGCGCGGCGUCGGCGUUGUUGGACCCUAUGCGCACCCCGACCAUUUGCGCGCUGUCGACGGAGGCGCUGGUGCCGGUGAAGUCGCGGCGGAGCAAGCGGUCGCGUGCCUCCGUGUGGUCGCUCUCCGGCGCGCCCCUGUCCGACUCGACGUCGUCGUCGUCCACCGCGACAACCUCGUCCUGCUCGUCGUCGGCCUCCUUCUCGCCGUUCCUCCAGUACGUGGACUUCCCCGCGCUAGUCGCCUCCGACCUGCUCGACGAGCAGCCGCGCUCCAAGAAGUCCAAGCACGGCAAGAACGGCAAGCAGAAGCCCAAGAAGCGCGGGCGCAAGCCGAAGCACCAGCAGCCGCCGCACCUCGCCGCCGCCGCCGGCGGCGGCGCCGCCCUCCCCGCCACGGGCGACCGCCGCUGCAGCCACUGCGGCGUCCAGAAGACGCCCCAGUGGCGCGCCGGCCCCGAGGGCGCCAAGACGCUCUGCAACGCCUGCGGCGUCCGCUACAAGUCGGGCCGCCUCCUCCCGGAGUACCGGCCGGCCUGCAGCCCGACGUUCGUCAGCAGCCUGCACUCCAACUCCCACCGCAAGGUGCUCGAGAUGCGCCGCAAGAAGGAGACCCCCGUCAUCGUGGCGGCCGCCGCGCCGGCCGUCGCCUCUUUCUAGCCUAGCCUAGCUAGCACCGCCGCGGUGGCUGUACAUUUUCCUUUUUCCUGGCCGUAUCAUUAGUCUGCUGUACCGUACCUGAACUUUUUCCUCCCUUCUCUCUAUUUUAGUCCCGUCGUACGGCUAGAAUUCAGUAGUAGGAAAAUUAGAGGUCUCAUUUAGAGAUUGUGUUAGGUUUAGUGAUCAACAUUUGCAUGUUUUAGCAUUAGAUUGUUAUAGUGUACUCUAGUAGAAAGCACUCGAGCUCUUCACAAGAAAAGCUAUUCAAAGCUGCGUCUGGCAAGAAUGGCUGGGAGGCAGAGGGGUACCGAUGUCUUCGGUGUGAAACAAGAAAUUGGCUGUCUUGUUUUAACCGAGGGGUCAGAAAGAAUUAGAGUAUCUGGUGAAAGAGGAAUGGGGUGUGGCUUGCCUGCAUCAUCGCCAUCAGCUUUGUGGUGCCAAACCUAUCUGUCCAUUACUCCCAGCACAUCGAGAACAUUGGUUCUAUCUAUGUCGAGGUGGUCUCCUAAAGCCAUCUCAGCCACUUCAUCAGUAGUCAACAGUUCAACACCAGUGAGACUGAGACUACUCGCAUUCCACAUUUCCGCUAUUAAAGUUCAUGUGCAUAAUUGAUUAGACCCCAUAGGCAGUUUAUCAUUUAUCUCUUGGUCUAUAGUCAUAUAAAUUAGAUACUCUUAAUUAUCAUGCUCUG
Oryza sativa Japonica Group (Japanese rice) is the source of this 2036-nucleotide messenger RNA. RefSeq names its product GATA transcription factor 7. The record is from RefSeq and is a predicted model, not a curated record. Gene Ontology annotation, biological process: regulation of DNA-templated transcription; cell differentiation. Gene Ontology annotation, molecular function: zinc ion binding; sequence-specific DNA binding. NCBI's taxonomy places the organism in Eukaryota, Viridiplantae, Streptophyta, Magnoliopsida, Poales, Poaceae. Gene Ontology annotation, cellular component: nucleus.